Diuraphis noxia (Russian wheat aphid) is the source of this 721-nucleotide messenger RNA. RefSeq names its product mitochondrial ribosomal protein L55 (gene mRpL55). Gene Ontology annotation, molecular function: structural constituent of ribosome. Gene Ontology annotation, cellular component: mitochondrial large ribosomal subunit. Gene Ontology annotation, biological process: translation. The record is from RefSeq and is a predicted model, not a curated record. Lineage: Eukaryota; Metazoa; Arthropoda; Insecta; Hemiptera; Aphididae.
UCGUGGUUUAAACUUAAAAUGUCUAUAAUAAAUCCGGGACUGUAUUACAUGAUCCUGGAGACCUACCAACAGUACCAACACGACGUUGAGAAGUCGAUCACACCACAGAAUAGAUUAAACCGAGAUCACCAAAAAAAAAAAAAAUACCGGACCCUUAUCAUUUUUKGGACAACUGCUUAUCACUGGCUUUCUGAUUAGAAGCACCAAGAAGUUAGAAUGUUCAGGCUAUAGAAGCAUUAGAAGCUAGAAGCAUUCAUACAAAAUUACAAAACACAUUUUUCAUUUAUGACUGUCGGCUGUCAUUUUUGGCUAUCUUUUGUUUUCUUUGUUGGUACGAGACACAAGUGCGACAAAUUUUAUAAUUAUGCUCAUCAUCGCCAGAUCCGGUCGCUUUUUUAGUAGUAAGUCAGCUGCAAUUACAAAAAUUCAUCGAAAAAUUUAUCCACAACACUACCUUACCAAAAUAAUUCAACCAGAUGGUUCAAGUUAUACCAUCAGAUUCAACGAUCCUCGAAUGAUUAUAAAAUUACCUCUAGAUAUGAAUUUAAUUAGUGAAGAAGAGCGCAAGCGCAGGAUUGAAGCAAGAAGACCAAAACAAAAGGUCAAAAUAGUAGAGGAAUUGGACGAUUCAUUUGAUAGGACUAAGUAUCUAAAAUAUUUUAAAAAGUGACAUUGAUUAUAUCAUAAUAUACAAAGUAUAAAAUGUGUAUAAUUAAUUAAC